UAAAUUGAGAGAAUAAUGAAACAAAUUGAACAUCAUCCCGCCCAGAGCUGCGCAGUGGAGAUUUCAAAACCGGCGCAGCUCACGUGGCCAGAGGUUAUAUAUACGGGGACGAGGUGCGCGGUCGACAUCCUAUUGCGGGAACACCCAAGCUGCUCCUGUGAGAGGCUCCACUCCGUUUUAAUUUUACCAAAUCCCUCCAAAAUGCGUGAGUGCAUCUCCAUCCAUGUGGGUCAGGCUGGUGUCCAGAUGGGCAAUGCCUGCUGGGAACUAUACUGUUUAGAACAUGGUAUCCAGCCUGAUGGCCAGAUGCCCUCUGACAAGACCGUUGGAGUUAGUGACGACUCGUUUAAUACUUUCUUCAGUGAGACUGGCGCCGGCAAGCAUGUCCCAAGGGCGGUGUUUGUUGAUCUUGAACCAUCUGUUGUAGAUGAGGUGCGCUCUGGAGUAUAUCGCCAGCUUUUCCAUCCUGAACAGCUUAUCACCGGCAAGGAAGAUGCUGCUAAUAAUUAUGCUCGUGGUCAUUACACCAUUGGCAAGGAAAUUGUUGACAUUGUACUUGACCGAAUUCGUAAGCUGGCUGAUCAGUGCACAGGGCUACAGGGCUUCCUAAUUUUCCACUCCUUCGGUGGUGGUACAGGUUCUGGUUUUACUUCACUGUUGAUGGAACGCUUAUCAGUUGAUUAUGGAAAGAAGAGCAAGCUGGAAUUUGCUGUGUACCCUGCUCCUCAGGUUGCUACUGCUGUUGUUGAACCCUACAACUCCAUCCUGACAACCCACACAACUCUGGAACAUUCUGACUGUGCAUUCAUGGUUGACAACGAAGCCAUCUAUGAUAUCUGUCGCAGGAACUUGGAUAUUGAACGGCCCUCAUAUACGAAUCUCAACCGCUUGAUAGGUCAAAUUGUGUCUUCCAUAACGGCUUCCCUAAGAUUUGAUGGUGCUUUGAAUGUUGACUUGACUGAAUUCCAGACCAAUUUGGUGCCAUACCCCAGGAUCCACUUCCCACUGGUUACUUAUGCUCCUGUCAUUUCUGCUGAAAAAGCUUACCAUGAACAGUUGUCUGUGGCAGAGAUCACCAAUGCCUGCUUUGAACCAGCCAACCAGAUGGUCAAGUGUGAUCCACGACAUGGGAAGUACAUGGCCUGCUGCCUCUUGUACAGAGGUGAUGUAGUGCCAAAGGAUGUAAAUGCUGCAAUUGCUAAUAUAAAGACCAAGAGAACCAUCCAGUUUGUUGACUGGUGUCCAACUGGUUUUAAGGUUGGCAUUAAUUACCAGCCACCAACAGUUGUACCAGGUGCUGAUUUGGCAAAGGUUUCCCGUGCAGUGUGCAUGUUGUCAAAUACAACUGCCAUUGCUGAGGCAUGGGCACGUCUUGACCACAAAUUUGACUUGAUGUAUGCCAAGCGUGCCUUUGUCCACUGGUAUGUGGGUGAGGGCAUGGAGGAGGGGGAGUUCACUGAAGCUCGUGAAGAUUUGGCUGCCCUGGAGAAGGAUUACGAGGAAGUUGGUAUGGAUUCUGCCGACGGUGAAGACAUUGAAGGUGGGGAUGAAUAUUAGGUUCUCCGUCAAGAAAGACACCAAUUGGUUUCCACUGAUUAAAUUUUUUAUUCUAACUGGAGCAUUACAUUCCUGAAGUGACCAAACACACAACUUAAUGAAAUGACGUAUUUUUUUAUUUGCAGCCCAAAUUACUUGCUUUAAUAAAUCAGAUUUGACAAA
This is a messenger RNA of Homarus americanus (American lobster), 1719 nucleotides long. Its product is annotated as tubulin alpha-1 chain. Bases 16 to 1557 code for a protein of 513 amino acids. NCBI's taxonomy places the organism in Eukaryota, Metazoa, Arthropoda, Malacostraca, Decapoda, Nephropidae. Gene Ontology annotation, biological process: microtubule cytoskeleton organization; mitotic cell cycle. Gene Ontology annotation, molecular function: GTP binding; structural constituent of cytoskeleton. Gene Ontology annotation, cellular component: cytoplasm; microtubule. The record is from RefSeq and is a predicted model, not a curated record. The transcript has 5 exons.